AUGGAUAACGGAACAGAGCUCGGCCACCAAGGCGAACCCACCGACGCGGGCCACGACGACUCCGGCGGCGCCGAGGCCGCGGCGGCCCUCGCGUGCAACUGCUGCCGGCGCCGCAAGCUGCGGUGUUCCAGAGAGGUCCCGACGUGUCAACAGUGCCGUAAGACAGGAAGUGAAUGCGUGUAUGAGUCCAAGAGGUCUAAGCCGGGAAUGAAGGCCGGGGCGAUUGAGAAUCUGCAUCGAAGACUAGAUGCUUUGGAGAGAACAGUACACCAGCAACGGGCUAACCCUGCUGAUCGUGACAGGCGACAGUCCAGGACGGAUAGCUCGCCCAACCAAGAUAGUCCCCAUGGGAGCAACGCUGAAAUCGAGAGAAAUGCCUACAGUAUCAUGUCUUUCUUCGCCAAAGAACUUCAAAAGUUCAACACCAAGGCAUCGGGCUCGCUAAGCAAUGGAAAUCAUAUCCCUGGGGCUGGCGAGGAUGUACCACGAACGAAACGGCGUCGCUUAAACGACUUUGAGGGAACUCAAUCUCCACUCGGUAGCAAUGGCCCUGCUUUACUGGACGGCGAUGUUCUUCAGGCCGUCCUUCAAGCCUACUUUUCACAUGUCCAUCCCUGGAUCCCCAUCCUGCACGAAGCCAGGUUCCGGCGACGGCUUGCCGGGCCCAAUGGCUUCGAGGCGUUGAAGGUCGUAUUACACUCCAUGGUUCUUGCCGCUGCUAGGUACGUCAGCGAUGAAGAGGCUGCUGCCGCCGCUUUCGGAUCAUGCCAACACAGGGUGAACGUGAGAGACUGGGUUGUUUCACAAGCGAUGAAACACCUCACAGUCGAGAGUCUCCAAGCUCUCAUUAUUGUCUCCUUCAACGAUAUUGGUAGCGGCGAUGCAGCUCAGGCAUGGUCUCUCGUCGGCUCGUUGACACGCACCGUCGAGUAUCUCCAGCUUACCGUGGAACACGACGACGCCGACAGGCCCUCCUUAUCUCAGCCCUUCAUCUCUCUCCAUCCACCCGACAACUGGACCGAAGCUGAAGAGCGGAGGCGAGUGUUCUGGAACGUCUUCAAGCUCGACCGCCUCAUCUCCGUCACAAUGGGCUGGAACACAAGUCUCACCUCAGACGAUGUCCGCUGCAGACUGCCGUGCGACGGCGUCCUCUGGCGUAAGGAAGACCGGGUAGUCACCCCGUACUUCGGGAUCUGGGACAAGGCCGCCGGCAGGAUAGGCAACCCAAUCGCGUUCAUUCCGUCUCAUUACGCGCAGACAUCUCAAAUAGUCGCGGAAGAGGAGAUACAGACUCCUUCGGAAGCUGGGACGUCUCCGGGAGCGCAGGCUGCGAGUGUUGACAUGUCGACCGUCGGGGCUUUCGCUUAUUGCAUCGAGGCAACAGAGUCUCUGAGUCGAGUCACCAGCUACUUCCUUCAACAGAAAAUCAACAUGAGAGAUCAAAGGGAUAUCAGCAGUUGGUUGACCCGCUUCAAAGAGCUCGACCUACGUCUGGUCCAUUGGAAGAUGCUGCUGCCUCAAAAGUGGAAGGCGAACAUGGCUCGCCAGUCCACACGGAUGGACCCCAAUCUGACCCUGGCGCACGUCACCCACAACACUUCCAUGAUCCUACUACACCAGCUCAUCGCCUUCCCGCCAAAAGAGUGGCCGUUCCGCGCCCGUCUACCGAGCGUUCUGAGCAUCGACACGUGCCAGGCCGCGGCGGUGGAGAUCGCCAUCAUUGCCGAGAACUACCUGAAGCACGCCCCGCCCACCAUGCCCGUCUCGAGUCAAUUUGCUUUCUGCAUUUACGUGGCUGCCAGAGUGCUGCUGCUUCGCUGGAGACACGAGACUGGGGGUGAUCUGAUGCCUGAGUUCUGGUCUCUGGUGCAGAUUCUCGAUGAGAUGGCUAGUCGGUGGUCUGGUCCGCAUAGUUUCGAGCCGGCGAGAGACAACCUCGCUGGGAAAUACUCUCGGAAGCUCACCGAGAUGCAUUCGAGAUGCGGCGAUGAUUCACCUUAUAACAUCAACGUGUUGGGAUACACGACGGAGAUCGACCACACCAGCUCCAAGGACCCGCCAGCUUUCCCUCAACCAUGUCGCAACGGAAACGGCCAGCAGCAUGUUCCGGAAGCAAGACCGGGUAUUAUGAGGGGUGAACAAGACAGGGGUCCCGUUGUAGACCCUCAACGAGGCAUGGGAGUAAACAACGUUGACAACAUCGUCGUCGCUCAGCAAUACACCGCUUCCCACCCAACUGUGAACCCGAAUCCACCCCCUGGUGCCAUGAUCGUGCACCCGACCAUGGAAAUGAACGGGGUCGAGCCAAUCACUCAGCAGACCAUCUACCACCGUGGAAGUGUGGGAAGCGGCGAGCUCAGCAGCAUCUCCCAACUGCUGCUCGACCAGCAGUUCGUCGACAUGGACCGGAUAAUCAGCUUCGACGACGGCAUCUUCGGCACAGAGUACGAAGGCGGGUGGUAA
Colletotrichum karsti is the source of this 2463-nucleotide messenger RNA. RefSeq lists its product as uncharacterized. The record is from RefSeq and is a predicted model, not a curated record. Gene Ontology annotation, molecular function: DNA binding; DNA-binding transcription factor activity, RNA polymerase II-specific; zinc ion binding. Bases 1 to 2463 code for a protein of 820 amino acids. Gene Ontology annotation, biological process: DNA-templated transcription; regulation of DNA-templated transcription. Gene Ontology annotation, cellular component: nucleus. The transcript has 4 exons. Lineage: Eukaryota; Fungi; Ascomycota; Sordariomycetes; Glomerellales; Glomerellaceae.